Molecule: messenger RNA, 2169 nt
Organism: Rhagoletis pomonella (apple maggot)
Lineage: Eukaryota; Metazoa; Arthropoda; Insecta; Diptera; Tephritidae
Product: medium-chain acyl-CoA ligase ACSF2, mitochondrial-like
Exons: 6
Coding region: 227-2032 (601 amino acids)
Biological process (GO): fatty acid metabolic process
Molecular function (GO): medium-chain fatty acid-CoA ligase activity
Source: RefSeq, a predicted model, not a curated record
CGUAGCAUGAAUAUGAUCGAUAGUGCUAGAAAAUUAAAAAAAGCGCUACUGGUAAAACAAUCGACAGUGAGUGUACAUUUGUAAUCAACAUAACAAAGCUGGUAGCGAUUCAUAUCAAAUACGAGAACAAAUCCAGUGAUCGCAAUCAAUUUCUCUUUGCCGCUUCUUCAGAUCAACUCAAGCAUCAUUAAUCUCCUCAACGUGUACGAGUAUUGUGCAAAGAAUAAUGAUCAAACAACUACAACCGGCUUCUCUGCAAUUUUACAAAAAUGUACUCAGAGCGAAUAGUCAACCACAUACUACUCAUUAUUUGGGGCGUUGCUUAUCCACACAACCCGCAGAGUUUAUAAAAUCGCACAACUUUCAUCCCGCGCACCUGCACCACAUCGGCAAGACCCCACUGAUCUAUCGGAGUGUUGGUCAGGAGCUGGAACGCGCCGCAGCUGAAUAUGGCAGCACGGAAUCUAUUGUUUCAUUUCACGAACAGAAGCGUUACACAUUUCAGGGACUCAUCGAAGAGGCCGAUCGUGUUGCUGCCGGCUUGCUGAAGCUUGGCUUAAAACAAGGCGAUCAUGUGGGUAUUUGGGCGCCCAACAAUAUGCACUGGUAUCUGACACUGAUGGGCGCAGCACGCGCCGGUUUGGUGUCGGUUGGCAUAAAUCCAGCAUUUCAAGGACCCGAAGUGGAUUAUUGCCUGAAGAAGGUUAAGGUGAAAGCUCUGAUAAUGCCUGAAACAUUUAAAAAACAAAAUUUCUAUGAGAUUAUAAAAAGUAUUUGUCCAGAGUUGCCAGACCGCGUUGAUGGAAGCAUCAACAGCACCAGCUUGCCUCACCUGAAACAUGUCAUCAUCGACACAGACAGCAAAUUGAAAGGCGCGCUGAGUUUUGACCAAUUACUCGGCCUGAGCAACCCAGUCGAGCGUGAGGCUAUCUCAAAGCUACAGCACCGCAUAGUACCAGAUAGCGGCUGUAAUGUGCAAUUUACCUCUGGCACCACAGGUCGACCGAAAGCGGCUGUGCUGUCCCACUAUAAUUUUGUAAAUAAUGGCACGCAUAUCGGUAAUCGUAAUUUGUUGGACAGCAAUUCACGUAUCUGCGUACAAGUACCCCUCUUUCACGUAUAUGGCGUUGUUGUCACUGUUAUGGCUGCAAUGACACAUGGCAGCACAUUGGUUCUGCCAGCAGCCGGUUUCAGUCCCGCCGACACGUUACGCGCCAUUGUUGACGAAAAAUGCACUGUCGUCCAUGGCACACCCACAAUGUAUGUGGAUCUCAUCAAGAAGCAGAGAGAGUUAAAGUUGCCAUUGAAGACCGCACAGAUGGCUGUUACCGGCGGAGCGCCAUGUUCACCACAACUCUUUCUGGACAUUAAGAAUGUUCUUGGUUUGGAGCGUAUCCACACCGUUUAUGGUUUAACAGAAACAACAGCAGUCGUCUUUCAGACGAAACCAGGUGAUAGUAUGGAACGAAUCUUGAAUACUGUUGGUCAUUUACAAGAUCAUGUGGAAGUGAAAGUAGUUGACGGCGAGGGGCAUACGGUACAGUUCGGUGAACCAGGUGAGCUGUAUGUGCGUGGCUAUGCUACUAUGUUGGAAUACUAUGACGAUGAAGUGAAGACAAAAGAAACUAUCGGCAAUGAUAAAUGGCUGAAAACAGGCGAUCAAUUCAUCUUGGAAUCCGAUGGUUAUGGGCGCAUUGUGGGACGUCUGAAGGAGAUGAUCAUACGUGGAGGAGAGAAUAUUUUCCCCAAAGAAAUUGAAGAUUUUCUUAACUCUCAUCCAAAAAUCAUUGAAACGCACGUGAUUGGUGUGCCUGAUGAACGUUUGGGCGAGGAGUGUUGUGCCUUUGUGCGUUUACAAGAUGGCGUGAAGAGUAUUGCGCGCGAAGAAGUGAAGGAAUUUGCACAAGGAAAGUUGGCGCAUUUUAAAAUACCGCGAUAUGUGAUACCCAUAAAUGCAUUUCCUAGAACUACUUCGGGGAAAAUACAAAAGUUCAAGCUGGCCGAGGAAUAUAACAAAAUGCAAAGACAAUAGCUGGUAGAUUUAUAGCUGGAGAUGAUAAAGUUAGUUGGUAUUUGUUGUGCAGCAUUUUAUGUACUCCUACAUAAUAAAUCAAAAAUAAAGUAUUUCAAUGAAAUUCGCGAUAGGCUUCAAGCUUUCCUCAAUUUGUU